Molecule: messenger RNA, 2117 nt
Organism: Salvia hispanica
Lineage: Eukaryota; Viridiplantae; Streptophyta; Magnoliopsida; Lamiales; Lamiaceae
Product: actin-related protein 3-like
Source: RefSeq, a predicted model, not a curated record
UCAAUUCAACAACUACAAUUUUGCUUUCAUGUAAAGAAAAUGAAGAAAAUAAAUAUGGCCUACCAAAUCAAUGAGAACCCUUUUCACCAACCAAAAUCGAGCAACAGCAUUUAAUUCAGAAUCCAGAUUCCAACCGUUACUCGUUUGAUUGCUCGAAUUAGGAAAAAAUAGAAUAAAAUUUUGUACCUCUUGUUUUUUUUCAAUUUUUUUUCAAUAAGAGUUCAAACCAGCUGCAAGCCGACUGUUUUUUUGUCUGGGUGAUGAAUUUCGCGACUAUUUCUUCAUCUACUAGAUUUGUUUGUUGCUUCACCAACCCGGAGUUGAGAAGUCAAGCUCAUUCCCACCAAACUCUGUUGACGUAUUCCAAAGACUAUGAUCGUUUUUCUCCUUAAAACUAUCGCAAUUUUUAAGCAGCUGGAGUGUUUACUCUAAUGGAUUCCGGCGCCUCCCGCCCUGCUGUGGUAAUCGACAAUGGCACCGGGUAUACAAAAAUGGGAUUUGCUGGAAAUGUGGAGCCGUGCUUUAUAGUUCCGACUGUUGUUGCGUCAAACAACUCGUUCUUGAACCAGCCGCGGCUGAAUUCGACCAAAAACAGCAAUUGGAUAGGACAGCACAAUGCAGGGGUGAUGGCGGAUCUGGAUUUCUAUAUAGGCGAAGAAGCGUUGUCUAGAUCUAAAUCUAGCAGCACUUACAAUUUGAGCUAUCCAAUUAAGCAAGGCAAGGUGGAUGAUUGGGAUUCAAUGGAGAGGUUCUGGCAGCACUGUAUAUUCAACUAUCUACGGUGCGAUCCAGAGGAUCACUAUUUUUGUUUGACGGAGAGCGCCUUGACUGCACCGGAGAGUCGGGAGUACACCGGAGAGAUCAUGUUCGAGACAUUUAAUAUUCCAGGGCUCUAUAUCGCGGUUCAGCCAGUGCUUGCUUUGGCUGCUGGAUACACCACAUCCAAGUGUGAAAUGACAGGAGUUGUAGUGGACGUGGGAGAUGGGGCUACUCAUGUGGUGCCUGUUGCAGAUGGUUAUGUUAUCGGGAGCAGCAUUAAGUCCAUUCCAAUUGCAGGGAAAGAUGUAACUCGGUUCAUCCAGCAGCUCAUGAAAGAAAGGGGGGAGCAUGUUCCACCUGAAGACUCCUUUGAUGUAGCCCGGAGAGUGAAGGAAAUGUAUUGUUACACUUGUUCGGACAUUGUCAAGGAGUUCAAUAAGCAUGACAGAGAGCCUGCAAAAUACAUCAAGCAGUGGAGGGGUACCAAGCCGAAGACUGGGGCUCCGUAUUCUUGUGAUAUAGGCUACGAAAGGUUCCUCGGUCCUGAGGUCUUCUUUAACCCUGAAAUCUACACUACUGAUUUUACCACCCCUCUGCCUGAUGUCAUCGAUAAAUGUAUUCAGUCAGCGCCAAUAGAUACAAGACGGGCAUUGUAUAAGAACAUCGUAUUAUCUGGAGGAUCAACCAUGUUCAAGGACUUCAACCGGAGGCUACAAAGGGAUAUAAAGAAGAUUGUUGAUGCCCGAGUUCUUGCAUCUGAUGCUAGGCUAGCUGGUGAAAUAAAGUCGCAACCUGUGGAAGUAAAUGUUGUUAGCCACCCAAUCCAGAGAUAUGCAGUUUGGUUUGGAGGCUCGGUACUUGCAUCCACUCCUGAGUUUUUCACGGCUUGCCAUACGAAGGCCGAGUAUGAGGAAUGUGGAGCAAGCAUAUGCCGCACAAACCCAGUUUUCAAGGGAAUGUAUUGAUUCAUAUACAUGAAGAUCAAUCAAACUAGAUUCUUGUAGCUGUGAAGAAGACAAUUUUUCGGGUCAAAAUCAAAAUCACAAAGCCACCAGCGUCAGCACCAUUUCAUGUGUUCCUUACUGACCAUCAGAUUGCAGCAGCCCAAUGCAGUUUCUUUUAUGAUUUCGAAAGGAAAAUCUCGAUGAAGACGACCCGUUCGUCUCACCUCUGCAUCAUGCUGGUUAGAAAGAUGAAUAUACCAUCUCUGGAGUUGAUGAAUUUCUUUACAUUAGCUGAAUUUUCGUGGCCAUAGAUAUGUCCUUGUACAUUUUCAUCAAACCUUGUAACUUAUUUCCAAAAUAUGUUGUGCACAUUGAAUAUAGAAUAUUAAACCUCAAAUUCAAAUAGGAUACACA